This is a messenger RNA of Aegilops tauschii subsp. strangulata, 1449 nucleotides long. RefSeq names its product mitochondrial uncoupling protein 5. The record is from RefSeq and is a predicted model, not a curated record. Lineage: Eukaryota; Viridiplantae; Streptophyta; Magnoliopsida; Poales; Poaceae. Gene Ontology annotation, biological process: transmembrane transport.
CGGCGCCUCCCUCCUCCCCCACACAUCCCGCACCCACCAUUGAGAGAAGCAGCAGCACGAGCAGCACAUGUCACAGAGGGCCAGCGUCCCACACUCCUCCUGCAUAGCCUUCGCCCUCCAUUCCCACCUCCUCGUGUCCUCUGAGAUGUGCCCCAGCUCCUACUGGGAAUAGAAUAGCCACCCCCGCCCAAAUCCCACACCUUUUUCGUUUUUGAUUUCCUCUCUUCUUUAGAUUUUGUUUCUAGAUCUUUGGGGGCCUCCAAUUCGUCCGUCCGCGAGGGGGAAGCGAGGGGAAGAUGGGCGUCAAGGGGUUCGUCGAGGGCGGCAUCGCCUCCAUCGUCGCCGGCUGCUCCACCCACCCGCUCGACCUCAUCAAGGUCCGGAUGCAGCUGCAGGGGGAGUCCUCCGCGGCCGCGGCCCAGCCCGCGCUCCGCCCGGCGCUCGCCUUCCAGGCCGGGGCGCACACCGUGACGCUCCCGCACGCGCCCACGCCGGUGCCCAAGCCCGGCCCGAUUGGCAUCUGCACGCAGAUCCUGCGCGCCGAGGGCGCCGCCGGGCUCUUCUCCGGGAUCUCGGCCACCAUGCUGCGCCAGACGCUCUACUCCACCACGCGGAUGGGGCUCUACGACAUCCUCAAGAAGCGCUGGACCCAGGAGAACGCCGGCGUGCUGCCGCUGCACCGCAAGAUCGCCGCCGGCCUCAUCGCCGGCGGCGUCGGCGCGGCCGUCGGCAACCCGGCCGACCUGGCCAUGGUGCGGAUGCAGGCCGACGGCCGCCUCCCGCUGGCCGACCGCAGGAACUACCGCAGCGUGGGCGACGCCAUCGCCCGGAUGACGCGCGACGAGGGCGUGCGCAGCCUCUGGCGCGGCUCCGCGCUCACGGUCAACCGCGCCAUGAUUGUCACCGCGUCGCAGCUGGCCACCUACGACCAGGCCAAGGAGGCCAUCCUGGCCCGCCGCGGCCCGGCCGCCGACGGGCUGGGCACGCACGUGGCCGCCAGCUUCGCCGCGGGCAUCGUGGCCGCCGCCGCGUCCAACCCCGUGGACGUGGUCAAGACCAGGGUGAUGAACAUGAAGGUGGCGCCCGGCGCGCCCCCUCCGUACGCCGGGGCCCUGGACUGCGCGCUCAAGACGGUGCGGUCGGAGGGCGUGAUGGCGCUCUACAAGGGGUUCAUCCCCACGGUGUCGCGCCAGGGGCCCUUCACCGUGGUGCUCUUCGUCACCCUGGAGCAGGUGCGCAAGGUCUUCAAGGACGUCGAGUUCUAAUGCAGUGCAGACCACCGCACGGCGCGGCGCCAUGGAUCCAUGAUGAUGACGACAAGAAGCUGCCCAUUGAUGCCGCUGCUGCUAAGAAUAACUAGUAGUACCGCUGGAGGGAUUUCUCCAGUUCCUGCCUCUCAUUGUAUUCGGAUGAAUUUGAUCGAUUUUGAAUGAAAUUCUCAUUUUUAAA